AUGAAUGGCUCCGAGUCCGAACAUCAGGAGGGAAUGGCAAUGCCGGCCAUCUUCCAGGGUGGUACGCAGAUCACGCUGUUUUCCUCUGCUCUGUCCACCCAGUCAGUGGGCGCUUACCUGGCUGCCCUGAUAGCGCUAUUUCUUCUUGCAUGGUUCAACCGCUUCCUCGCUGCCCUUCGCUACCAGAUUGACGCCACGCAAAUCCCUGGUUCUGGUUCCAGUCGCCUCCCACUGCAGUCAUUUCCAACCGCUGAAGAAUGGGACGAUGGCGCCCAUUUGGCUCCAAGUGCAGGCCUUAUUCCAGGCCAUGAGAAAUCCCAUGGCAGCAACAACCGGCUGCUGCGCCGCCUUGCUUGCCCCUUCCCCACCUGGGCUGCGUCGAGACCGUGGCGCUGGCGCAUCGAUGGCCUUAACACACUCCUCGAGGGGAUUCGCGCCUUAACUGGUUAUUUGCUUAUGUUAGCCGUCAUGACCUUCAACCUCGGGGUUCUGGCCGCGAUCGUGGUAGGGGUCAUGGUCGGGGAGCUCACUCUCGGUCGUUUCUCCAAUUCGGCUUAG
This is a messenger RNA of Aspergillus uvarum CBS 121591, 558 nucleotides long. It is a transcript of the gene crmD, whose product is annotated as putative copper transporter crmD. Lineage: Eukaryota; Fungi; Ascomycota; Eurotiomycetes; Eurotiales; Aspergillaceae. Gene Ontology annotation, biological process: intracellular copper ion homeostasis; copper ion transmembrane transport. Gene Ontology annotation, molecular function: copper ion transmembrane transporter activity. Bases 1 to 558 code for a protein of 185 amino acids. The record is from RefSeq and is a predicted model, not a curated record. The transcript is spliced from 2 exons. Gene Ontology annotation, cellular component: plasma membrane.